Sinocyclocheilus grahami is the source of this 462-nucleotide messenger RNA. RefSeq names its product dnaJ homolog subfamily C member 11-like. The record is from RefSeq and is a predicted model, not a curated record. Gene Ontology annotation, biological process: cristae formation. The annotation marks the transcript as partial. NCBI's taxonomy places the organism in Eukaryota, Metazoa, Chordata, Actinopteri, Cypriniformes, Cyprinidae. The transcript has 4 exons.
UUUGCAGUACUAAGUGACCCACAAUCUAGAGCAAUCUAUGACAUAUAUGGGAAGAGAGGGCUGGAAGUGGAAGGAUGGGAGGUAGUGGAGAGGAAAAGAACACCAGCAGAGAUCCGUGAAGAGUAUGAGCGACUUCAAAGAGAGAGAGAGGAGAGAAGACUACAGCAAAGGACCAACCCUAAGGGCACAAUAAGCGUGGGUAUUGAUGCGACAGACCUCUUUGAUCGCUAUGAGGAGGAUUAUGAAGAGAUCUCUGGUGGUGGCAGCGGCGGCCUACCGCACAUUGAGAUCAACAGGAUGCACAUAUCACAGUCAAUAGAGGCUCCUUUGACAACCUCAGACACAGUCAUUCUUUCCGGCUCUCUCUCCACACACAACGGAAAUGGAGGAGGAAACAUAAACUUGGCCUUGCGACGAGUCACCUCGGCUAAGUGCUGGGGAGAAGUAAGUGCUGUCAGUUAA